This is a messenger RNA of Colletotrichum destructivum, 2278 nucleotides long. Its product is annotated as Putative glycoside hydrolase, family 43. The record is from RefSeq and is a predicted model, not a curated record. Gene Ontology annotation, biological process: carbohydrate metabolic process. Lineage: Eukaryota; Fungi; Ascomycota; Sordariomycetes; Glomerellales; Glomerellaceae. Bases 352 to 1947 code for a protein of 531 amino acids. Gene Ontology annotation, molecular function: hydrolase activity, hydrolyzing O-glycosyl compounds. The transcript has a single exon.
GUGAAAAAGUGACUCGGUUAACUAUAAUGGUAAGCAGCAUGGUUACCCCGCCGUGUCAUGUAAAUGAGCCAGACGAGUGCGACGUUGCUUGCUGGGCUACUUGAGUACGGUUGACCGUACGAUCUUAAAGAACCCCCAAUCUACUCGCAUCACUCACGAGAUUCCAGGGGAAGGGGGAAAAGUGGAAUCGAAAAGGGUGUUCGUCUUCUUCUACACUACCUUAAGAGGUUAUUAAUCUUGCUACCCGAUCCAACAAUUUUCCGAGACUCUGUGAAUCACCAACUGACCACAGUUCGUCCCCGCACCCCUCAUUACGUUCGCUCUCUCGUUCUUUUGCUCCAGACCUCAAGCAUGUUCAACAGCAUAACCAUGCUCUGGGCGAUCCUUGCGGCUUCGCUGCUGGCCCAGCCCUUGAACGCAGCGGGCCCCGUCCCUGUUCGCCGGCAGACCACAAACACGGACGCCCCGACAACCUUCAAGUCCGCCGGCAACCCCAUCCUCGCCGAUGGCUCCGUCUUCUCGGCCGACCCGGCGCCGCUCGUCGUCAACGAUACGCUCUACAUCCUCGCCGGACGCGACGAGGCCGGCCCGGAAGUCAACGGCUUCGUCAUGAACGAGUGGCAGAUCUUUGAGUCCAAGAACCCGGACCCGGCCGGCGCCGACUGGACUCUGCACCGCAACGUCGCCGAGCCGCAGUCCAUCUUCUCCUGGGCCCGCGAGGGCACCGCUUACGCCAGCCAGAUCGUGCAGGGCCCAGACGGCCGCUUCUAUCUCUACGCGCCCGUGACGCAAAAGUCCGCCACCGCUGCAUCGGACCCCUUCGCCAUCGGCGUCGCCGUGUCCGACUCGCCCCUCGGCCCCUUCGCAGAUGCCCACCCGGCGGGCCCCAUCAUCUCCCAGACGGUGCCCGCCCCCGGCAACGAUAUCCAGAACAUCGACCCGACCGUGCUCGUCGACGACGGUCGCGUCUUCAUCUACUUCGGCACCUUUGGGGCCCUCAAGGGCUACGAGCUUGAACCCGACAUGGUGACCGUCAAGGGCGCCGUCGUCGACGUCACCACCCUCACCGGCUUCUUCGAGGCUCCCUGGAUUCUGAAGCGCGAGGGGACCUACUACAUGCUCUACGCCGCCAACAACGCCGGCGCCGACUCCCCCUGCACGCCGACCAGCUACCACGCCUGCCUGGCCUACGGCACGGCCGAGGACCCCCUCGGGCCCUGGACCUUCCGCGGCGUCUUCCUCGACAUCGUCUCCUCGACCACCUCGCACCCGGGCGUCUACCGCCUCGCCAACGGCGACUGGGGCCUGGCCUACCACACCCGCGACGCCGAGGGCGGCACCCACUUCCGCCGUAGCGUCGCCAUCGACAAGCUCACGUGGGACGACUCGGCCGCGCCCCCGGCCAUCAACAAGGUCGUGCAGACGAAGCGGCCCGGGCCGGUGACGGAACCCACGCGCAACGUCGCUCCGGCCGCCGUCGCCUCUUCCGCGGGGGAAACGCCGAUCCAGUACUGGAUCAGAUCCGUCAACGACGGCCGCGUCGAGGCGGCGCCGCUGCCGCCGGAUUACUGGUCCUCGUACGCUGCCGAGCGGUCCCCCGAGACGAGCACGCUGACGCUGACCUGGGACGCCCCCGUCGAGCUUAACGGCGUCGCCGUGGCCUUCUUUGCCGACCAGCCGGCAGGCUCCAACGUCGGCGUCGCGCCGCCGGCGUCCUGGCACAUCGAGUACCGUGACGACGACGGCGGCGGCGCGUGGAGUGCCGUUUCUGCCGCGGCGUCGUCAUUCCCGACGGAGGCGACGGACUCGCCGACGGAGGUGGGCUUCGCGACUGUGUCGACGACGGCGCUGCGAGCCGUGUUAACUGCGUCCGGGAGGGGCGGGCAGUUUGCGGGCGUCGCUGUCAAGGAGUUCUUCGCGUUCGCCCCGACUGCCCCAGAGUCAUGAACAUACCCUGGCUUCAACUAUUGUUCUGAAGAGGGGGGGGGGGGGAGGGGGGGGAGGGAGGAGACAGCCGCAUGUAGUUUUGAAGCCGAAACUAAAGCAAACCGAAAACAUCUCCGGCGCUGUCGAUGCUUCGCAUGUGUAAGGAGGUAGAAGGUCGGUGGUGUGAAGGCAAUAUGGGGUUGAAUCAGACCCAAUAAAGGUCGUGGUUCUAGGGCAUCGUGUUAAUGUGUCGCCGCAGAGCAAAGGAUUCAUUCUAAAGACGUUCUUCAGAAGAUUUCAUAAAUAACCGCGCGACCCUGUUGGGCCAAUUCACAACAACAACUAUGCCGUC